Molecule: messenger RNA, 1285 nt
Organism: Lineus longissimus
Lineage: Eukaryota; Metazoa; Nemertea; Pilidiophora; Heteronemertea; Lineidae
Product: peroxisomal 2,4-dienoyl-CoA reductase [(3E)-enoyl-CoA-producing]-like
Exons: 6
Coding region: 105-971 (288 amino acids)
Biological process (GO): fatty acid catabolic process
Cellular component (GO): peroxisome
Molecular function (GO): 2,4-dienoyl-CoA reductase (NADPH) activity
Source: RefSeq, a predicted model, not a curated record
GGGCGAUAACUCCAAGGACACUGGACUUCGCACUGUCUGAUAUUGUGUGGUGUGUCGCAUAGGUUUGUCACUCGUGUUUUCUUGGUUGUGACUUUGCUUGAACGAUGGACGAGAAGACGCUGACGAAUUAUGGAUACAAAUUCAGACCAGACCUCCUCAGUGGAAAGGUCGCAUUCGUGACUGGUGGGGGAUCAGGGAUAUGUUUUACAAUUGCUGAAGUAUUGAUGAGACAUAAAUGCAAAGUUGCCAUAGCAAGCCGAAACUUCGAGAAGCUGAAGAUUGCCGCUGAGAAACUGGUUGCGGCGACCGGCGGCGAAUGUCUUCCUAUUCAGAUGGAUGUGCGCAAACCCCAGGACGUGCUGAGAGGAGUAGAUGAAUGCCUCAGUCAUUACAACCGCAUAGAUUAUCUCAUAAAUGGAGCAGCCGGCAACUUCCUCUGUCCAGCCGUCUCCUUGUCAUUCAACGCCUUCAAGACGGUAAUGGAGAUAGACACCAUGGGCACAUUCAAUGUCAGCAAGACUGUCUAUGAAAAAUAUUUGCGGGACCACGGAGGCGUCAUUAUCAACAUCACAGCAACGCUCCAAUUGAAUGGCAUGGCAUUACAAGCCCAUGCUGGCGCAGCCAAGGCAGCCAUAGAUGCCCUGACACGUCAUCUGGCAGUGGAGUGGGGGCCUAAUCAAGUCAGGGUUGUUGGUCUUGCUCCUGGGCCUAUCAAGGGAACAGUAGGCUUCGACAAGCUGGGUGGCAACCAAAUGAAGGACCACGAGAGGAUCAUCCCCAUUGGAAGGUGUGGCGAGAAGGUAGAGAUCGCGGACAGUGUCCUCUUCCUUGUCUCGGAUGCCGCCUCGCUCAUCACCGGUGAGACCAUCAUUGCAGACGGAGGUUCCUGGCUUUCUGCCCCAAAUAGUAUGGCUCUUAUGAUGGACAGAUUGGGUGGAGGGAGGAAUUCAUUGAAAAAGAGCAAAUUAUGAACUUUGAAAUGACGACGACCUGACUGAUCUUUGGGCAGGAGCAAUGAAAAUGGCUAGUAGAAACUCCAGAUUGUCUGAUGACUAAUUUAGUUCGUCAUGUCUGGCCUUUUAUGAUUGAAACAGACUCCUUUUGUUCAAUCAUGACUUUGUUCAGCGAAAGGUCUUCAAUCAGAUACCUGAGAGCACCUGAAGUAUAGUUCCGGACGCUCACUGGUCACGUAGGGGACGUGGGGGACGUGCCGUUCAUAUUGAUAUCAAGAUCCACGAGGUGUUUCAUUAAUCGGCCAAUGGCAUGUUAAGUGAUUGUUGAAUAU